GGGCGCGUCCCAAAGUCGGGUCCUGUCCCGGAGCCGCGGGAGGGCGAAAGGCGGUAGAGACAGCGCUCGGCACCAGCCACUUAGAGUAGUACGGGGGCGGGGAGGGCAGCAGAAGGCAAUCCUCUGGUUAGUGCCCCUGUAGACCACGUGAUUGGAGAGGUCCCGCCCUCCUCCGCGCGAACCAGGUGUUCGAAUCCCGUCUCCAGAACUAGCGGCAUCUCAGUGUUGCCGGCGUGGGGCGCCAGAGGGCCCGCCCUGGGGCUCAUGGCCGCGUCGGUCCGCCUGGGCCGGAAACGCCCGCUGCCCGUUUGCCCCAACCCGCUUUUCGUACGCUGGCUGACCGAGUGGCGGGACGAGGCAGCCAGCAGAGGGCGCCGCACGCAAUUCGUGUUUCAGAAGGCGCUGCGCUCCCUCCGGCGGUACCCACUGCCCCUGCGCAGCGGUAAGGAAGCUAAGAUCCUACAGCACUUCGGAGACGGGCUCUGCCGGAUGCUGGACCAGCGGCUUCAGCAGCACAAAGCAUCAGGCGAUGACCAUGCUCUGUGUUCACCAUCUGGAGCGAAGAGUCCCGCCCCGGAAAGGCCACCUUCUGAAGUUCAGGACCCUUCCAUGCCAGUUCCAACCCAGCUCAAAGCAGGAGGCUCUGGCAGCUACUGGCCCGCUCGGCACUCUGGAGCUCGAGCAGUACUGCUGCUGCUGUACAGGGAACACCUGAAUCCUAGCAGCCAUGGCUUCCUAACUAAGGAGGAGCUGCUGCAGAGCUGUGCCCAGAAGGCUCCCAGGGUGGCCCCUGGAAGUGCUCGGCCCUGGCCAGCCCUCCGCUCCCUCCUCCGCAGGAACCUGGUCCUCAGGACACACCAGCCAGCUAGGUACUCACUGACCCCAGCGGGUCUGGAGCUGGCCCAGAAGCUGGUUGAGUUGGAGGGCCUGAGCUUGCUGAAUGUGGGCAGCGGGCCAGAGGAGCCCCCUGGGGAGGAGCCUGAAAUGCCAGGAGCGGCCUCAGCUGAGCUUGGCACCAGUGAAGGGAGCGUCCAGCAGCCACUCCUGGAGCUGGGGCCUGGAGAGUACAAGGUGCUGUUGUGUGUGGACGUUGGCGAGACCAAGGGAGCGGGACACAGGCCAGAGCUGCUUCGAGAGCUGCAGCGGCUGCACGUGACUCACACAGUGCGCAAGCUGCACGUUGGGGACUUCGUGUGGGUGGCACAAGAGACCCGUCCCAGAGACCCGGCACAACCUGGAGAACUAGUUCUGGACCACAUCGUGGAGCGAAAGCGGCUGGAUGACCUGUGCAGCAGCAUCAUUGACGGUCGCUUCCGGGAGCAGAAGUUCCGGCUGAAGCGCUGCGGCCUGGGGCACCGGGUAUACCUGGUGGAGGAGUGUGGCUCGGUGCAUAGCCUCAGCCUUCCCGAGAGCACACUGCGGCAGGCUGUCACCAACACGCAGGUCAUCGAUGGCUUCUUUGUGAAGCGCACAGCGGACAUUAAGGAGUCAGCUGCCUACCUGGCCCUGUUGACGAGGGGCCUGCAAAGACUCUACCAGGGUCGCACCCUCCACAGUCGCCCCUGGGGGACUCCAGGGGACCCUGAAUCAAAGGCUGGGCCCUCCCCAAACCCUCUUUGCUCACUGCUCACCUUCAACGACUUCAACGCGGGAGCCAUUAAAAACAAGGCCCAGUCUGUGCGGGAGGUGUUUGCCAGGCAGCUGAUGCAGGUGCGCGGAGUGAGCGGUGAGAAGGCAGCAGCCUUGGUGGAGCGGUACAGCACCCCUGCCAGCCUACUGGCCGCCUAUGACGCCUGUGCCACCCCGAAGGAACAGGAAACACUGCUGAGCACCGUCAAGUGUGGGCCGCUGCAGAGGAAUCUGGGGCCGGCUCUGAGCAGGACCUUGUCACAGCUCUACUGCAGCUCUGGCCCCCUGACCUGAGCUAUGCCACGAGACAGAGCCCCACCCCCAUCUUCCAAGGCUACCCACCCUUUUAACCAGAAUCUUUGGGCUACAAUAAAAAUCUUAAGUCUUUGCAGCUUUAUGUGUUAGGAGGAGAUGCCAGGCCACAGGGGUCUUAUAAGAUAUCCAAGGAGGA
This is a messenger RNA of Hippopotamus amphibius kiboko, 2080 nucleotides long. It is a transcript of the gene MUS81, whose product is annotated as MUS81 structure-specific endonuclease subunit. The record is from RefSeq and is a predicted model, not a curated record. Gene Ontology annotation, cellular component: Holliday junction resolvase complex; nucleus. Gene Ontology annotation, biological process: DNA catabolic process; mitotic intra-S DNA damage checkpoint signaling; resolution of meiotic recombination intermediates. The transcript is spliced from 16 exons. The coding region runs from base 265 to 1923 and encodes 552 amino acids. Gene Ontology annotation, molecular function: crossover junction DNA endonuclease activity; DNA binding; 3'-flap endonuclease activity. Lineage: Eukaryota; Metazoa; Chordata; Mammalia; Artiodactyla; Hippopotamidae.